AUGCUGAUCAACAACAUGGCGCAUGAAAACACCCGGGAUAACAUCCCCAUUCACAGUGAUUCCGAGCAAUCUGAAAGUGAAGAUGAGAACAUUGAGGCCCCUCCACCCUCUCAAGGUCGACGAACCCAGAAUAUGCAGUUUGAGGCCCUUCUUUCUCGACGAGCACGAGAAGAUACAAUUAAACAGACCAAAAAGGCAUUUCGUGAUAAGCCGGACGAUGAACUCACCAUAGCCAGCCUGGUGGCCAAGAAAGGCUCUGGGGCCCAGAUCCUGGAUCCACGAGCUUAUCAGAUUGAACUGUUCGAGCGAGCAAAGACACGCAAUAUCAUUGCAGUUCUUGAUACUGGCUCUGGAAAGACCCUGAUUGCGGUGCUUUUGCUCAAACAUAUGUUGCAACAAGAGCUGAUCGACCGCUCCGCUGGCAAGCAGCAUCGUGUAGCCUUCUUCCUGGUCGAUAGCGUUACUCUAGUUUUUCAACAAGCGGCUGUUCUCCGGAACAACCUAGACCAAGAAGUUAGCCAUUUCUAUGGAGCCAUGGGCCUAGACCUAUGGGAUCAAGAAGCCUGGAAUAAGCACCUCAAAGCAAACAUGGUCAUUGUAUGCACAGCCGAAAUCCUCCACCAGGCGCUACUCAACGCAUUUGUCAGGAUGAAACAAAUCAAUCUGUUAAUUUUUGACGAGGCGCACCACACGAAGAAGAAACAUCCGUAUGCACGAAUUAUUCGUGAUUCCUAUCUCAAGGUCGAUUCGUCAGAACGUCCAAAGAUCUUUGGCAUGACAGCGUCCCCCAUUGAUAGUAACGUUGAUAUUGUGGAGGCAGCCAUGGAGCUUGAAGUUCUUUUGGAUAGCCAGAUUGCAACGACUUCCAAUCUAUUUUCACUGCGUGCAAUCAUCAGAAAGCCAACAGAAGAGACAUGGACCUACAACAGACUUGGGCGACCCUUUGAGACACCGCUAUUCAAGAAAAUGAAAGAUAAGUUUGGGGACAUGAAAGUUCUUGCACCUGUUCUUAGAUUUGCUUGGGAUGCCAGCUCAGAGCUGGGAAUUUGGUGCGCUGAUCAAAUCUGGGCGAAAGCUCUCGCAGAGGAUGUGAUACCGAAACUUGAAGGCGCCAUAAACAAGGAACCCACCCAGAACCUGACCACCGUGGAUGAUAUUUUGAGAGAUGCUCGACGAGUCAAGGAAGCUUGUGAGACUGUGAAGGGACAUUUGUUCCAAAGCCCCUUGGAACCAGGCCAACUAAGCUCCAAGGUGGAGAUUCUCGUCGGUAUCCUAGGCCAUCAUUUCCGCCAGUCAUUAGACAAGAAAAGCAUUGUCUUCACCGAAAGGCGAAACACGGCUAAGAUUUUGCUACAGCUGUGUGAGCGAUUGAAAAUCACAAACCUCCGUCCUGGUGUGCUGGUUGGGGUACGGAGUUCUGAUUCCACAGGAACAACCACGUUCCGUCAACAGUUCCUUGCCCUAGUCAGAUUUCGAAAAGGUGAAAUCAAUUGCCUGUUUGCAACAUCAGUUGCUGAAGAAGGUCUUGACAUCCCGGACUGCAAUCUCGUUGUCAGAUUCGAUCUAUAUAAAACUAUGAUUCAAUAUAUUCAGAGUAGGGGUCGUGCGAGGCAUGAGGAGUCAGUUUACGCGCACAUGCUUGAGAUGGGAAACGAUCAACAUCAAAAGCGUCUACAAGAAUUUCAACAGGCAGAGAGCUUGAUGCAGCUAUUUUGCAACGCGCUCCCUCGGGACCGACUCCUUCUAGGAGAUGAGGUCGAUAUAACCCAAGUCUUGGAAAUAGAGGAAGGAAAGAGGACCUACACCAUUCAAGCUACGGGAGCUAAAUUGACAUAUCCUCACGCUACUAAUAUCCUCUCGCGCUAUGCAGCAUCUCUACAAAAUGAGAGAGACACAUCAGCUUCUGUCACUUUCUUCACCGCUACGAUAGGAAGAUCUUUCUUCUGCGAGGUCAUCCUACCAGAAAAGUCACCAAUCCGAGGUUUGAUAGGAGGAUUGGAAUCAACAAAGAUCAGGGCAAAACAGUCAGCUGCAUUUGAUGCAUGCAUCCUCCUUAGGAAAAAAAACCUUCUAGAUGACAACUUCAGAUCAGUCUAUUUCAAGCGACUCCCAGCCAUGCGCAAUGCCAAAUUAGCGAUUUUGUCGAAAGAGACCGACAAGUACACUAUGAUAACCAAACCUUCCAUCUGGAAUGAAAUGCAGGGCAACUUGCCCGACAAAGUUUAUGGCAUGGUCUUCAAGCUUUGUCCUACGGAACCUCUCUCCCGGCCCCAUGAUAGCAUUAUACUCCUCACCCGAGUACCACUUCCGGGAAUACCAGAAUUUCCCAUUUACUUAGAGGAUAACAAGCAAACCAUCAUUCAGACCAUAGUUCUUGACAUGCCGCUUUCUGUCAUCACUGAAGACCUAUCCUGUUUUUCCCAAUUCACAAUCGCUGUUUUCCGUGACGUUUUUCAUAAGACCUUCGACCCCAUAUUAGAGAAGUUUCCGUACUGGCUGGCUCCAGUUAGAUCGGAUGUCAAGGUUGUCAAUUCAAUUGAUUCGCCACGAGACAUAAUUGACUGGGACACUUUAUGCUUUAUCAAGGAACAUCCCGAGAUAACAUGGACCAAGGAUAUGGAGCCUUCUUCUCUUUUGCAUCGUUUCAUCUAUGAUGGCUGGGACGGAAAGAGGCGAUUCUUUCCAGUGAGCAUUGAUACUACCCUCCGGCCGUCAGACCCCCCACCGUCUUAUUCGACUCGUCGAAAAUGGAUGCAAGACAUUAUGAAUUACUCGUUGAGUCUUUCCAAAAACUCCCGACGAAGGGCUCUAGAAAAGGUAGACUGGGAUCAACCGGUAUUUCAGGCGGAAGAAGUUUGUCUUCGAAGGAACUUCCUGGACAAGGCCUCAAAGGAGGAAAUGACAAAGGUGGGGAGAUGUGCAAUUUGUCUCGAACUACUUAAUAUCUCUUCGAUCCCUAUCUCCAUCGUGACUUCAUGUCUGGCCUUUCCUGCUAUCAUGAGCAAGCUCGAGUCUUACUUAAUCAUCCUGGAGGCAUGUCAGCAUCUAGGCCUAAACAUUCGACUAGAAUAUGCAAUUGAAGCUUUCACCAAGGACUCAGACAACACAGAAGAACAUCGCGCUCUUCAGAUUCACGUGCAACGAGGCAUGGGGAAGAAUUAUGAGAGACUUGAAUUCCUCGGAGACAGCUUCUUGAAGAUGGCGAGCUCAAUCUCGCUUUUCUGUCAGAAGCCGGAUGACGAUGAGUAUGACUAUCAUGUCCAUCGGAUGUGCCUCGUCUGCAAUAGGAAUUUGUUCAAUGCCGCCAUAAAAAUCAAUCUCUUUGCCUACAUCCGCAGCCGCGGCUUUUCCCGACACACAUGGUAUCCGCCAGGACUCCAGCUUAUUCACGGUCGAAACUACCUUGCGCAUCUUGAAUCCGAAGGCAAGCAUACCCUGGGAGAAAAGACCAUUGCGGACGUGUGCGAGGCACUCAUAGGUGCUUCAUUGCUUACAGGAGGGAAGGAGAACCGAUUUGACUUAGCGGUCGAAGCAGUGACUAUUUUUGUGGAUAGUCCAAAUCACACCGGAAAGUCUUGGCGCGACUAUGUCUCAUCCUACGUCAAGCCAUCUUACCAGCUCAAAGCCACGGAUGGAGUUGAGAUUGAUCUUGUUAAUAAGAUCUUCCAAAAGCUAGGCUAUCGAUUCCAGUACCCCGCUCUACUCCGUUCUGCCUUUACCCAUCCUUCAUAUCCGCGUGACUGGGCGAAGGUUCCUUGCUACCAGCGAUUGGAAUUCCUCGGGGAUGCACUACUGGAUAUGGUUUGUGUUGAGGACCUGUUUAGCCGGUUCCCCGACAAGGAUCCGCAGUGGUUAACUGAGCACAGGAUGGCUAUGGUGUCGAACAAAUUUCUUGGCGCACUUUCAGUGAAGUUGGGAUUUCAUCGCCAUCUUUUGCACUUCAGUAAUCCUAUCCAGGCAUCCAUCACCCAGUAUGCCGAGAAUAUCCAGAUCGCCGAAGAAAAUAGCAAUGGGUCGAUGGACUACUGGCUCAUCGAGGCCAAAGACUCCCCUAAAUGUCUACCGGACAUGCUUGAGGCAUACCUUGCCGCGAUUUUCGUUGAUUCGGGCUUUGACUACAAGGUCAUUGAAGAAUUCUUCACGCGCCAUAUAAAGCCUUUCUUCGUUGACAUGUCCCUCUACGACACAUUUGCCAACAAACAUCCGACGACAUAUCUGUACAACCUGUUGACGAACGUCUAUGAAUGCACAGAUUACUGUCUCAAGUCGGGUGAACUUCCGGUGGUCGAUAACGAGCCGCCAACCAUUUUUGCUGCCGUCAUGAUACACGGAAUUUCUGUUGCGGAGUCAUUUGGAAGCUCCAGUCGAUAUGCUAAAAUCCGGGCCAGUGAAACGGCAGUGGAAGCAAUCGGCGGGAUCCUUCGAGAGGACUUCCGCAAAAAGUAUGGCUGCGAUUGCCGCGCCUCUGAUGUCCAGAAAAUGAAGGGCCCCGAAUUCGGCACUGCGAUUUGA
This is a messenger RNA of Penicillium odoratum, 4512 nucleotides long. RefSeq lists its product as uncharacterized. Bases 1 to 4512 code for a protein of 1503 amino acids. Gene Ontology annotation, cellular component: nucleus; cytoplasm; RISC complex. Gene Ontology annotation, biological process: siRNA processing. Gene Ontology annotation, molecular function: ATP binding; DNA binding; ribonuclease III activity. NCBI's taxonomy places the organism in Eukaryota, Fungi, Ascomycota, Eurotiomycetes, Eurotiales, Aspergillaceae. The transcript is spliced from 16 exons. The record is from RefSeq and is a predicted model, not a curated record.